UUGCACCAAUACAUACACCAUUACAAAUGGAGGUGAAUAUCACCAAGUCACUAGGCAUUCUUCUUCUAAUGUUCUCAUGCUUCUCCUUGGCCCUGGCUGUUCCUCACAACCAAGAUUUGGGCUUAGACUUCCUUGUUCCCCACAACAAAGCGAGAGCCCAAGUCGAGGUGCAACCUCUCACAUGGAACAUGACAGUAGCGGCCUACGCACGUGGGUAUGCAUACCAUAGGCUAGGCGAUUGUGACAUGGAGCACUCACAAGGACCUUUUGGCGAAAACCUAGCAGAAGGUUAUGGUGACCAAUUCACUGCAACCGAUGCUGUCAACAUGUGGGUCGGAGAAAAACAAUACUACGAGUAUGGAUCAAACUCGUGUGUCGGUGAUGAGUGUCGUCAUUACACACAAGUGGUUUGGCGUGAUUCCGUUUAUCUUGGUUGUGCUAAAGUUAAGUGUCGUAAUGGUUGGUGGUUUGUUAUAUGUAGUUACGAUCCUCCAGGGAAUUAUGAGGGCCAACGCCCCUACUAGUUAUCCUAGAUGCACCGCCUAUGUGGAUUAACGAUCUUAUUUAUGGGCAUUGAUUCAUAAUUAUCUUUGUGUUCGUAACCCUUGUUGUCUAGAUGAUAAAAACAACAUGGAUAAAGUAGAAUGAUAUCGUAUGUCCUGUUAUGCAAUUCCUAGUGAUAAGUAAAUGUGAUUUUUGUGAGUUAUGCAAUUCCUUUUUGAUGUUAGUUAUAACCACCUCUACUGUUGUCUUUUA
Messenger RNA from Helianthus annuus (common sunflower), 756 nucleotides. RefSeq names its product basic form of pathogenesis-related protein 1. NCBI's taxonomy places the organism in Eukaryota, Viridiplantae, Streptophyta, Magnoliopsida, Asterales, Asteraceae. Gene Ontology annotation, cellular component: extracellular region. The record is from RefSeq and is a predicted model, not a curated record. Bases 27 to 524 code for a protein of 165 amino acids. The transcript has a single exon.